Molecule: messenger RNA, 2983 nt
Organism: Coregonus sp. 'balchen'
Lineage: Eukaryota; Metazoa; Chordata; Actinopteri; Salmoniformes; Salmonidae
Source: the annotation of a GenBank genome assembly
AACAAAUGUCUUUUACCUCCAAACUCCCCCCGUCCUGGAACGACAGACCCCCUCCUCGUAAGGUGGAGAUUGACCUGAGUUCACCGGGGCUGGCUGUGUUUGAGCUGGAACGACUCCUGUUCACUGGGAAAGCCAUCAUCAGCCAUGCAGACGAAGUGUGGCCCAGACUUUACAUUGGAGACCAGUAAGUGCAGUGACAAUAUGUUUCCUUUCAUUUUGGUUGACACUGGAAUUUAACCUAUGGUCACUUUAAGUGGACAAGAAUUUUGUACAUCAUCGGAUCCAUAGAGACUAAUCCAAGGCAUCAUUUGGACGAGGCUCCGAUGUGUGUAAGGGGAGCUGAUCAUAAAUCAGUUUUUAAAUGCUUGGGCCCUCUAAAGUAACUUGAAUUCUGUGUUGGGAAAGUGCACAGGUUUAUCCGAUCAUAGUUCCCAAUGUGGACCACAGUAGUGUGAAAACUUAAUAUCAGAUUGCCAGUUAUUUGCUCUUAUCCAAUCUAUAUGUACAGUGCGUUCGGAAAGUAUUCAGACACCUUGACUUUUUCCAAAUGUUGUUACGUUACAGCCUUAUUCUAAAAUUGACAAUUGUUUUGUUUUUCCUCAUCAAUCUACACACAAUACCCCAUAAUGACAAAGCAAUAACAGGAUAUUAGAAAUGUUUGCAAAUUUUAAAAAAACUAAACAAAUAUUACAUUUACAUAAAUAUUCAGACCCUUUACUCAGUACAUUGUUGAAGCACCUUUGGCAGCGAUUACAGCCUCAAGUCUUCUUGGGAUGACGCUACAAGCUUGGCACACCUUUAUUUGGGGAGUUUCUCCCAUUCUUCUCUGCAGAUCCUCUCAAGCUCUGUCAGGUUGGAUGGGGAGCGUCCCUGCACAGCUAUUUUUAGGUUUCUUCAGAGAUGUUAGAUCGGGUUCAAGUCCGGGCUCUGACUGGGUCACUCAAGGACAUUCAGAGACUUGUCCCGAAGCCACUCCUGCGUUGUCUUGGCUGUGUGCUUAGGGUCGUUGUCCUGUUAGAAGGUGAACCUUCGCCCCAAUCUGAGGUCCUGAGCGCUCUGGAGCAGGUUUUCAUCAAGGAUCUCUCUGUACUUUGCUUCGUUCAUCUUUGCCUCGAUCCUGACUGGUCUCCCAGUCCCUGCCGCUGAAAAACAUCCCCACAGCAUGAUGCUGCCACCACCAUGCUUCACGGUAGGGAUGGUGCCAGGUUUGGCAUUCAGUUCAAUCUUGGUUUCAUCAGACCAGAGAAUCUUGUUUCUCAUGGUCAGAGUCGUUAGGUGCCUUUUGGCAAACUCCAAGUGGGCUGUCAUGUGCCUUUUACUGAGGAGUGGCUUCCGUCUGGCCACUCUACCAUAAAGGCCUGAUUGGUGGAGUGCUGCAGAGAUGGUUGUCCUUCUGGAAGGUUCUCCCAUCUCCACAGAGGAACUCUGGAGCUCUGUCAGAGUGACCAGCAGGUUCUUGGUCACCUCCCUGACCAAGACCCUUCUCCCCCGAUUUCUCAGUUUGGCCAGGUGGCCAGCUCUAGGAAGAGUCUUGGUGGUUCCAAACUUCUUCUAUUUAAGAAUGAUGGAGGCCACUGUGUUCUUGGGGACCUUCAAUGCUGCAGAAAUUUUUUGGUACCCUUCCCCAGAUCUGUACCUCAAAAAAAUCCUGCCUCGGUGCUACGGACAAUUCCUUCGACCUCAUGGCUUGGUUUUUGCACUGACAUGCACUUUCAACUGUGGGAACUUAAAUAGACAGUUGUGUGCCUUUCCAAAUCAUGUCCAAUCAAUUUAAUUUAACACAGGUGGUCUCCAAUCAAGUUGUAGAAACUUCUCAAGGGUGAUCAAUGGAAACAGGAUGCACCUGAGCUCAAUUUCAAGUCUCAUAGCAAAGGGUCUGAAUACUUAUGUAAAUAAGGUAUUUCUGUUUUUUAUUUGUAAUACAUUUGCAAACAUUUCUAAAAACCUGUUUUUGAUUUGUCAUUAUGGGAUAUUGUGUGUAGUUGAUGAGGAUUGUUUUUUUAUUUAAUCCAUUUUAGAAUAAGGCUGUAACAUAACAAAAUGCGGAAAAAUUAUUUGUUACUUGUUCAUUGUAGACUGCAUUUAUUUGUUUAUUCUAGACUUGUCCUCAACAUGUACAAACAUCUAUUUUCAUAGUUGUUAUGCAAUGUUUUUGAAUAAACUUGAAACUUGUGGUUUUCAUAGGGACAGUGCUACGAAUGUCCGCCAGUUGGCCAACCAUCGUGUCACCCACGUCUUGAACGCAAACCACAGUAAACGGCGAGACGGGGUGGAGACAUACCUGGGCAUGAACAUCAAGUACUUUGGCAUCGAGGCCCAUGACUCCUGUAAUUUUGACAUUAGUGUCAACUUCCAGACUGCAGCAGACUUCAUCCACAGGGCCCUCAGUGAAGGAGGUGAGUGGAAGUCCAGACCAGGGCCUUCUCAGUGAAGGAGAAGUUAUAAGUACAGCAUCAUUGAUUGUAUAAAGUACUUCAUCAUAGAUUGUAUGUUAUAGCUUGUUAUAGAGUAAUACGUUGUUAAAAUGGGGAAUGCCUGUAUAAUGUUAAAAGUGUGGUAUGGCCAAGUGUAUGAUGAAAUGUGCAUUGUACAUGUCGAAUAAUUAUUUCCUUUGCAAACAUUACAUUUCUAUCUGCAACGCACUGAAAGGUCACACUGAAAGGAAGAAGGAGUUUCCAGAGGGGAAGUUACAGUACCACAGUGGGCUUAGUGUGAAAAGAUCCAUGUUCUCUCCCCUCUUUUUACCCUCUACCCCCCCACCUCUCCCUCAGGCAUAGUGCUGGUGCACUGUGCGGUGGGGGUGAGUCGUUCAGCCACCCUGGUUCUUGCCUACCUGAUGCUGAGACAGAACCUGACCCUGGUGGAUGCCAUCUGUGCUGUGAAGGAUAACCGCGGUGUGAUCCCCAACAGAGGCUUCCUCCGACAGCUCAUCAACCUGGACAGCAAACUCUAUGGCCACCUCCGCAACACCACCUACACCUAG